GAGCUCUAGUCGAUUCACCUUUCAAUUCAUUGUUCAAUUCACCGUUCUCCCCUCCAGCCAUCAUAAAUCCUACCUUUACGUCCAUGAACUAAAUAUUCACCAUGUUCAAACCUACGGCACCCCUCUACCGCCGCAUACGCCGCCUCCCGCUCACGACAAAAAUGGUCAAUAAGGGCUUCUACAAAGGCAAUCGCGUUGGCAGUAUGGGCGCGAUAAACCAAUACGGACGCUUUAAGCCGGAUUACAGCAAGAUACGGACAUACCCUGAACCGAUAUAUUUGAAGGAGACGAAUUUGACGCCGUUUGUGAGCAAGGUUGUAGAGAAGGUGAAGGUGGGGGAGGAUGGGGAGGAAGGAGAGGGUCCUAACGGGGGUAAGUGGGACGGGCAGAGGUAUUUGAUGUUGUGGAAAGAGAGGAAUGGGCAGGAUUGAAGGAUGGGUGGAAAGGACGAGGGGUGUACGAUAUAGUAGGUCUAGAAUCUUGGUCCAAGGGAGUGGGGUGGUGUCUGAUGCGAUUGGGAAAGAUGCAUAACAUAUUAGCAUUGGUAGGCGUUCUAGGAGGGCGUUGACUUUGAGGUACGAGAGGUUUGAGGGGCUCGGGAUGGUGGACAUAGGACACGAUGGUUUUGGCUCCAGUCGAUGAAGGAACAACUGGGAGGACCUUUUGAGCGUGGUCAAUCAAUUGAAGAGUUCUUGGUGCUAUACUGUACAUUUCGGGUAUCUUGUAUAAUUGUCG
Lindgomyces ingoldianus is the source of this 735-nucleotide messenger RNA. RefSeq lists its product as uncharacterized. Bases 102 to 431 code for a protein of 109 amino acids. NCBI's taxonomy places the organism in Eukaryota, Fungi, Ascomycota, Dothideomycetes, Pleosporales, Lindgomycetaceae. Gene Ontology annotation, cellular component: mitochondrial large ribosomal subunit. The record is from RefSeq and is a predicted model, not a curated record. The transcript is spliced from 2 exons. Gene Ontology annotation, biological process: translation. Gene Ontology annotation, molecular function: structural constituent of ribosome.